AUGAAGAUAUAUCUCGCGGGUCCCGACGUAUUUCUCCCCAACGCUCAUGCCCGUGGCGCAGAACUCAAAGCCCUGUGCAUCGCUCAUGGCGCCGUUGGCCUCUUUCCUCUGGACAACGAACUCACGGAUCAUGUAGCAGGCAGCAUAUCCCACGCCCAUGCCAUCCGCGCUGCAAAUAUGGAGCUUAUCGGGCGAAGUGACGCCAUCUUGGCGAAUAUGACCCCCUUCCGGGGCCCUUCAAUGGAUGUCGGUACGGCAUAUGAGAUGGGAGCUGGCGCCGCGUUAGGGAAAGUCGUUGUGGGCUAUACGCUCGAUGGGGGAAAAUCGUAUCCUGAAAAGGUAAAGAAGUGGGCAGGGGACGACGCUUUGGAGAGGGGGAAGGAUGGUAUGUUAAGGGAGGAUAAAGGAGCGGGGAUGUUUGUUGAAGAGUUUUGUGAUGAUGACGUAGGGCUGGUGGACAAUCUCAUGAUGAGUUGUGGGAUUGAGAAACUUUGCUUUUCAGAGGAAGAUGCGAUUAAGGCUAUAGUUGAGGUUUUGAGGGGGCGGAAGGCAGAUAAUGUUGCGGGGACAGGGGGUGAGAGCGUGAAAAGAGGCGGGAGUGGAGCAUAA
This is a messenger RNA of Venustampulla echinocandica, 609 nucleotides long. RefSeq lists its product as uncharacterized. The record is from RefSeq and is a predicted model, not a curated record. Gene Ontology annotation, biological process: deoxyribonucleoside monophosphate catabolic process. Gene Ontology annotation, molecular function: 5-hydroxymethyl-dUMP N-hydrolase activity. The transcript has a single exon. Gene Ontology annotation, cellular component: nucleus. Bases 1 to 609 code for a protein of 202 amino acids. Lineage: Eukaryota; Fungi; Ascomycota; Leotiomycetes; Helotiales; Pleuroascaceae.